AUGGCACCAGAAGUCAACCGCACUGAUGUGAAUGACAUACAUCCCUGUUAUGAAAUAUAUAAUGUCUCCUUCAUACUGACAAGCACUCCUUCUACAAUAUGUGUUUUAAUAUAUAUUUUCCUUGGGUCAUUAUCUGUUGUCACAGUAUGUGGAAACCUUCUGGUAAUAAUCUCUAUCAUUUACUUCAAACAGCUCCACACUCCUACAAACUCUCUCAUCCUCUCUCUGGCUGUAGCUGACCUGCUUGUUGGUGUUGUAGUUUUUCCUCUCAGCAUGGCCUUCUCUCUUAGUUCAUGUUUACAUUAUGAACAUUUAUUUUGCAAAGUGAGAGAUAGCUUUGAUGUAACACUGAGCACAGCUUCCAUUCUGAAUUUAUGUUGUAUUUCCAUAGACAGAUAUUAUGCAGUGUGUCAGCCUCUGACAUACAGAACUAGGAUAAAUGUUAAAGUUGUUGUGGUCAUGAUCCUGGUCAGCUGGAGUGUGUCUGUUUCAGUAGCCAUUGGUUUUCUAAUUCCAGGAUUAAACCAUGAAAAAUGUGACGAUAAUUGUUUUUUUGAUCUCCCACUUGCACAAAUUUUGGGACCCAUUUUCUCAUUUUACCUCCCAGUGAUCAUAAUGCUCUGUAUCUACCUGAAGAUUUUCCUUGUGGCACAGAGACAGGCACGCAGCAUCAGGAACACAACAUGUCAGAGCACAAAAUGUGGAGCAACUGUAGGUAAAAAUGAGAGAAAGGCCACCAAAACUCUUGCAACAGUUAUGGGAGUUUUUCUGAUGUGCUGGACUCCUUUCUUUCUCUGUUUUACUUUUCAGCUUUUGGAUAAUGUGUCAGUGCCACUUCCGCUGUUUGAAACUCUUAACUGGCUUGCACUGUCAAAUUCAAUGCUCAAUCCAUUUAUUUAUGCUUUCUUUUACAGCUGGUUCAGGUCAGCUUUCAGAAUGAUCAUUUCUGGGAAAAUAUUUAAAGGUGAUUUUGCAAACACAAAAUUGCUCUGA
Epinephelus fuscoguttatus (brown-marbled grouper) is the source of this 993-nucleotide messenger RNA. Its product is annotated as trace amine-associated receptor 1-like. Gene Ontology annotation, cellular component: membrane. Gene Ontology annotation, molecular function: trace-amine receptor activity. The record is from RefSeq and is a predicted model, not a curated record. Gene Ontology annotation, biological process: G protein-coupled receptor signaling pathway. The coding region runs from base 1 to 993 and encodes 330 amino acids. The transcript has a single exon. NCBI's taxonomy places the organism in Eukaryota, Metazoa, Chordata, Actinopteri, Perciformes, Serranidae.